AUGGCAACCCAAGGUAUCCGAAUCGCUAUCGACCGUGGUGGCACUUUCACGGAUGCCUGGGCUGAGGUACCUGGACGCAGAGAGCACAUCGUCUUCAAGAUCCUCUCAGUAUGUCCCGAUGAAUACGACGAUGCGCCAACAGAAUGUAUCAGACAGAUUCUCGAGACAGCGUCGGGGACAUCAAUACCCAAAGGAUCAUUAUUAGAUCUUGAAUCCAUUGAAUCCAUCCGAAUGGGAACGACAGUCGCUACCAACGCUUUACUAGAGCGAAAAGGAGACCGCGUGGCCUUCCUUGUCACCAAGGGCUUCCGAGACAUCCUUCUUAUCGGAAACCAAACCAGACCCAAUCUGUUCGAUCUCUCUGUUCAGCGGUUAGAGCAGCUUUAUGAGUCGGUGGUAGAAGUCGACGAGCGUAUCACUAUUGAGGGCGCCAGCGAAGCUCCGCAGGCGCAAGAUAAGCCUAUCGAUGUCUCAUCAGAUCCAGCACUGGUCGUGGGCCAAACCGGAGAGGUCGUGCGAAUCAUGAAGAAGCCAGACUUGGCUGCUGUCCGUGUUGACCUUGAGAAACUCAAGGCGCAAGGCUUCAAGAACAUUGCUGUUGGCCUUAUGCACUCCUAUACAUAUCCAGAACACGAGCUCCAAAUCCAGAAGAUUGCCGAAGAGAUGGGCUUCAAGGUUUCUGCUUCCUCCGUUCUCCAGUCUAUGGCCAAAUUUGUUCCUCGGAGUCAAUCGGCUGUUGCGGACGCGUACCUAACUCCUAUGACCUUUGCUUAUCUCGACGGCUUCCGCAAGAAUUUCAAAGGCCAACUAGAAGAUGAGAGUGCAAACAAGCUUCUUAUCUGCCAGUCGGACGGUGGACUUACAAGCUGGUCCAAGUUCACUGGCUUGAGGGGUGUUUUGAGUGGGCCUGCUGGUGGUGUCGUCGGACUGUCGAGAACAUGCUACGACGAUGCUGAUAGAAUGCCUGUUCUAGGCUUUGAUAUGGGCGGUACUAGCACAGAUGUUGCCAGGUACUCUGGUGCUUUGGAACACAUCUUUGAGAGCACCUUAGCAGAGGUCACCAUUCAAACCCCUCAGUUGGAUAUUAACACUGUUGCUGCUGGUGGUGGCUCUAUACUGGCUUGGGAGAAUGGCCUUCUCAAGGUUGGCCCAAGCAGUGCUGGUGCCAAUCCAGGACCUGCAUGCUAUGGCAAGGGAGGCCCCCUGACUGUCACCGACGCCAACUUCCUCCUAGGCAGAAUUAUUCCAGACUUCUUCCCUCGCAAGCUGGAUCUAGAUACUGUCAAGGAGAAGUUUAGCACUCUAGCGGACGUCGUCAACAAGGAAAAGGACGGCGGUGAAGCAUUUACUCCGGAAACCCUGGCUCUUGGUUUCCUGGCUAUCGCCAACGCCACCAUGACUCGGCCUAUCCGAACCCUCAGCGAGGGUCGCGGCUAUGGAGCGGCCAGCCACAACCUAGGAUGCUUCGGUGGUGCCGGAGGUCAACACGCUGUUUUCAUUGCCCGGGAUCUGGGUAUCAAGCGGGCUAUUAUUCCCUGCUAUUCCAGUAUUCUGUCUGCCUAUGGAAUGGCAUUGGCUGACGUCGUGGUUGAGAACCAAGAACCUGCGGCCAUAACCUUCUCAGAAGGGGCCGUACCUGAGAUCAAGGCCCGCCUCGAAUCCCUGUCAUCUCGAGGAGCCAGGGGCCUUGAAGCUCAGGGUUUUGACGCUAGUCUCACCGAGCAUGAAUGCUUCUUGAACAUGCGGUAUCAAGGAAGCGAUACGUCUCUUAUGAUUCAAAUUUCAGGGAAUGUGGAAGAUGGCGGUCAAGCCUUCACAGCCAGACACACGCAAGAAUUUGGUUUCUCACAGUCUCGCAACAUUCUCGUCGAUGACGUCCGUGUCCGCAGUGUUGGCAAGUCCCGCGUGCAAAACAUUUCCAGCCCAUUCGAGGAGCUCAAGAAGCACGACUCUGAUGGCCUAACCCCUCGCCCGACUCCUAUCUUUGGGCGCAAGAUCUUUUUUGAGAAGCACGGCUGGACUCAAACGCCUGUGUAUGAGCUCAAGACCAUCAGCUCUGGCGUGCGCAUUGCCGGUCCUGCUAUGAUCAUCGAUAAGACUCAGACUAUCGUUGUCGACCAUCUGAGCACGGCUGUCGUCCUGCCUGAACACGUUGUCCUUGAAGUCGAGCGUGAUGGCCAACAGAGCGUCACAACCGAGACGGUCGACCCCGUGCAACUCAGUGUCUUUGGACAUCGAUUUAUGACAGUUGCCGAGCAGAUGGGGCACACUAUGGAGAAGACAUCCAUUUCAGUGAACAUCAAGGAGCGCCUGGACUACUCGUGCGCUAUCUUCUCGGCAGAUGGGGGGCUCGUCGCAAACGCCCCCCAUAUCCCUAGCCACUUGGGGUCGAUGAGUUCUGCAAUUGCCUACCAAGCACAGAAGCACAAGGCGGACCUAAAGCCCGGCGAUGUCCUUAUCAGCAACCACCCGCGAGCCGGCGGCACGCACUUACCUGAUAUCACAACGAUUACUCCUGUCUUUGAUGAUGAAGACAAAGAAAUCAUCUUCUUCGUCGCCAACAGAGGUCACCAUGCGGAUAUCGGUGGUAUCGUGCCAGGUUCAAUGCCUCCCAACUCUACCGAGUUGUGGCAAGAAGGGGCUGCAAUUGAGUCAUUCAAGAUGAUCAAGGAGGGUGCUUUUGAUGAAGCUGGACUUAUCAAGCGUCUUUAUGAUGAACCAGCGACAUUCCCUGGCUGCAGUGGCACACGAACCCUGACUGAAAACAUUGCCGACCUGAAGGCUGCUGUUGCUUCCAACCAGAAAGGUAUUGAACUUAUCCGGGCUCUAGUUAAGGAAUUUACCUGGCCAGUGGUGCAACUUUAUAUGUAUGCCAUCCAAGAUAAUGCUGCCCAGUCUGUGCGGGAUCUACUGAAGCAGUUUGCUACGAGAUACGAAGGUGGUAUUCUCGAAGCUACCGAGUACAACGACGAUGGUAUUCCAUUCAAGCUGAAGGUAACCAUUGACAAAGAGACCGGUGAUGCCGUCUUUGACUUCACCGGAACUGGCGCUGAACAUUCUGGCAACCUGAACGCUCCUCCCACCUGCUCAUACUCUGUCAUCAUGUACUGCCUCCGCUGCAUGAUUUCGACAGACAUCCCCCUCAACCAGGGCUGUCUGAAACCCAUCAAGGUCGUCUGCCCAGACAACACCAUCCUCUCCCCCUCCGCCACGGCAGCAACAGUUGGCUGUACAACCGAAACCUCACAAAAGGUGGCUGACCUCGUCCUCCGCGCCUUCAACGCAGCUGCCGCCUCCCAGGGUACAAUGAACAACCUCAGCUUCGGCUGCGGUGGCACCGACCCCGUCACGGGCGAAGUCACCAAGGGCUUCGGCUACUACGAGACCAUCUGCGGUGGCGCCGGCGCCGGGCUAGGCUGGCAUGGGGCAAGUGCCGUGCACACACACAUGACAAACACACGCAUCACGGACCCCGAGAUCUUCGAGAAGCGAUACCCCGUAAUCCUGCACGAGUUCUCCAUCCGCAAGGGGAGUGGCGGUGCGGGCCGCUGGCACGGUGGAGACGGAUGCUACCGUGAGAUCGAAUUCACGAUGCCUCUGCAGGUUUCUGUUCUUACGGAUCGGAGAGUCACGGCGCCAUACGGGCUUGAGGGUGGAGAGGACGGAGAGCGAGGCCAGAAUAUCUGGGUUCGCAGGGAUCCUGUGACGGGUGCGACGAGGCGGGUUUCUCUGGGCCCGCGAAAGACGUCCAUGUUUGGUACUGGUGACCGAGUUAUCAUCUUCACGCCUGGAGGAGGUGGCUAUGGGGCUGAUCCAGCCAAGAGUGAGAAGGGGUCGAAGCCGUUGACAAAUGGUUUAGAGCUGAAGCAGCAGGAUUCAAGAUCGUUUCUGACGAAUGGGUCAUUGGGCGUGAGGCAUAGCAUUGCGACUGGGAAUUAG
Messenger RNA from Aspergillus puulaauensis, 3939 nucleotides. RefSeq lists its product as uncharacterized. Gene Ontology annotation, cellular component: cytosol. The record is from RefSeq and is a predicted model, not a curated record. Lineage: Eukaryota; Fungi; Ascomycota; Eurotiomycetes; Eurotiales; Aspergillaceae. The coding region runs from base 1 to 3939 and encodes 1312 amino acids. The transcript is spliced from 3 exons. Gene Ontology annotation, biological process: glutathione metabolic process. Gene Ontology annotation, molecular function: 5-oxoprolinase (ATP-hydrolyzing) activity.